AUGACCCGCGGUAAGCAGCGCGAGCUCGCCUGCCAGAAGAUUAUGAAAAAGCAGAGCAACUCGGUUAAGGGACAGCGCCGAGAUGACGGGCAUUCUGCUGCCGCCCGCAAGCAGAGGGACUCGGAGAUCAUGCAGCAGAAGCAGAAAAAGGCAAACGAGAAGAAGGAGGAACCCAAGUAGCUUCGUGGCUUCGUGUCCAGCCCUCUUGCCCUUCGCCUGUGUGCCUGGAGCCAGUCCCACCACGCUCGCGUUUUCUCCUGUAGUGCUCACAGGUCCCAGCACCGAUGGCAUUCCCUUUGCCC
Zalophus californianus (California sea lion) is the source of this 302-nucleotide messenger RNA. RefSeq names its product small EDRK-rich factor 2-like. Bases 1 to 180 code for a protein of 59 amino acids. The record is from RefSeq and is a predicted model, not a curated record. The transcript has a single exon. NCBI's taxonomy places the organism in Eukaryota, Metazoa, Chordata, Mammalia, Carnivora, Otariidae.